Messenger RNA from Trematosphaeria pertusa, 1479 nucleotides. Its product is annotated as Dehydroquinate synthase-like protein. The record is from RefSeq and is a predicted model, not a curated record. Gene Ontology annotation, molecular function: alcohol dehydrogenase (NAD+) activity; metal ion binding. The annotation marks the transcript as partial. The transcript is spliced from 2 exons. NCBI's taxonomy places the organism in Eukaryota, Fungi, Ascomycota, Dothideomycetes, Pleosporales, Trematosphaeriaceae. Gene Ontology annotation, cellular component: mitochondrion.
UCCACCUCAAUUCGCAUAUCGCCCUCGCGCGCGACCCGUGCUCUUAACCUCCUUCGAACGGUCCAGUUCACGCACCCGCCGUCCUGUCCCUGCCAUUCAAACCCCGCACACCAUCACCAUGGCCCGCAGACUAUCCACCAAGCAAAACGCGCCCUCGCAACGCCUGUCGACAUGUCCCAGCAAAAGGAAUACGCGUUCGAGAUGGCAGCUUCCUCGAUUCGCUUCGGGCCGGGCUGCACAAAGGAAGUCGGCAUGGACUUUAAGAACAUGGGCGCCAAGCGCGUGAUGGUUGUCACGGAUGGCAACGUGCGGAAGCUGGAUGCGAUGAGGCAGGUUGUGGAGGGGCUGGAAAGGGAAGGCGUGCCGUUUGAAAUAUUCGACAAGGUGCGGGUGGAGCCGAAGGAUAGUAGUAUACGGGAGGCCAUUGAAGCUGCGAAACCGUAUCGGCCAGAUGCAUUCUUGGCCGUCGGCGGUGGGAGUGUGAUUGAUACGGCGAAGCUGAUGAACUUGUAUACUACGUUUCCAGAGGCUGAUUUCCUCGACUUCGUCAAUGCCCCCCUGGGCAAAGGCAUGCCUAUUCCAUCCAAGCUCUUCCCUCUGAUUGCCGUCCCGACGACGGCGGGAACUGGCUCUGAGACUACCGGUACCGCCAUCUUCGACCUGGUCUCCAAACGCGCAAAGACUGGCAUCGCCCAUCGCAAUCUGAAGCCUACGCUCGGCGUAGUCGAUCCGCUUAAUACGCGCACUAUGCCCUCCGCUGUGCAUUCAUCUUCCGGCCUCGACGUCCUCUGCCAUUCUUUGGAAUCCUGGACUGCGAUCCCAUUCUACGAGAGGGUACCGCGGCCGACAAAUCCCAUCAACAGGCCGGCGUACCAGGGCGCGAACCCCAUUUCCGACAUCUUCUCCCUGAAAGCCCUCCGCGACACUGUGAAAUACCUCCCCCGCGCAGUCAAAGACCCCGAAGACCACGAGGCGCAGUCACAGAUGCUCCUUGCCGCCACGCUCGCAGGUGUUGGCUUCGGCAACGCAGGCGUCCAUCUCUGCCACGGCAUGUCUUAUCCCAUUUCAGGUCAAAACCCGGGCUACAAGCACCCCGGCUACGAAGUCGAAAACCCCCUCAUCCCGCACGGUGUCAGCGUCGCCGUCACUGCGCCUGCGGUAUUCAAAUUCACCGGCGCGUCAAACCCGGAGCGGCACCUGGCAGCUGCGGAAUGCUUCGGCGUCGAUGUCUCGAACGUGAAGAAGGAGAGCGCGGGAGAGGUGCUGAGCGAGGCAUUAGCGGAGUUUUUGAUCAAGUUGGGUGAUCAGCCACGGGGGCUGAAGGCUCUGGGCUUUGGGAAGGAGCAUGUGGAUCAGCUGGUGGAGGGCACGAUUCCGCAGGCGAGGGUGCUGAUGCUUGCGCCGAGUUUGGAGAUGCAGAACCUCGAGGCGGAGCGGGAGCAGUUGAGGGGGCUGUUUGAGGAGGCGUUGGAAUACUAG